ACAUUUCUUAUUCCUUUACACGAGUUUUACAAUCCCAGCCAAAGACUCUUCUACAUCGUAAUUGCCACCAAGAAAUCGUUGACAGGAGAAAAGAACACAACCAAUAAUCGUUGUUGCCAUCAAGAUUCCAAAGCCCAUUCGAUCGGUUUCUAUGAACUGGAGAAAGGCCAUUCAUUUUCUUCAUCAGGAGCUGUGAACCUCAUCUCAAGCUCUUUUGGACUACUAAAUCAGUUUGUUGAGAGAUCAUGGAUUCAACUGCCAGUUGUUUCCGGGACACAUCUGUUGUUGUGGUCACGCUGGAAUCCGGUGAAGUGUAUAUUGUGGUCAGCUUAUCCUUUAGGAGUAGCACUCAGGUGAUUUAUGUUGACCCAACAACUGGGGCUCUUUGUUAUAAUGGGAAACUGGGUUCUGAUGUUUUUAGCUCCCAAAAUGAAGCUUUAGAAUACGUUACAAAUGGAUCAAAGUGGCUUUGCAAGAGUAUAAUCUAUGCCAGGGCAAUAUUGGGUUAUGCGGCCCUGGGGAGUUUUGGUGUGCUUCUUGUUGCAACAAAGGUGACUCCCAGCAUUCCAACUUUGCCUGGUGGAGGGUGUGUAUAUACUGUGUCUGAAAGCCAAUGGAUCAAAAUUUCACUUCAAAACCCUCAACCCCAGGGAAAAGGGGAAAUAAAGAAUGUUCAAGAACUGACGGAGCUUGAUAUUGAUGGCAAGCACUACUUUUGUGAAACAAGGGACAUUACUCGGCCUUUUCCAAGCCGCAUGCCUUUGCAUCAGCCUGAUCAGGAAUUUGUUUGGAAUGGAUGGUUUUCUAAGUCUUUUGAAAACAUUGGUCUGCCACAGCAUUGUGUCAUUCUUCUGCAGGGGUUUGCAGAAUGUAGAAGCUUUGGAAGCUUGGGUCAGCAAGAAGGGAUAGUUGCUCUUACUGCUCGUAGGAGCAGACUGCAUCCUGGUACUCGUUACUUGGCAAGGGGCUUGAAUUCGUGUUUCAGCACAGGCAAUGAAGUGGAGUGUGAGCAACUCGUAUGGGUUCCAAAAAAGGCUGGCCAAAGUGUUCCUUUCAACACAUACAUUUGGCGGCGGGGGACCAUACCGAUAUGGUGGGGGGCAGAAUUAAAGAUGACUGCAGCAGAAGCAGAAAUAUAUGUUUCAGAUGAUCCUUACAAAGGCAGUGCACAGUAUUAUAAGAGGUUGGGUGAGAGAUAUGAUGCACGGAACCUUGAUGUAGCUGUUGGGGGCAACCAGAAGAAAGCUGUGGUUCCAAUUGUGUGCAUCAACUUGCUUAGAAAUGGAGAAGGAAAAUCAGAAUCCAUUCUAGUUCAGCAUUUUGUGGAAUCCAUGAAUUUUAUCAAAUCAACUGGAAAACUUCCCUAUACUCGAGUUCUUUUGUUUAACUAUGAUUGGCAUACCAGUAUAAAAUUAAAAGGUGAGCAGCAAACAAUUGAAGGAUUGUGGAAAAUACUGAAAGGACCUACAGUGUCUAUAGGAUUUUGCGAGGGGGAUUAUUUGCCUUCUCGUCAGCGUGUUAAGGACUGCACAGGUGAAAUCAUCUUUAAUGAUGAUCUUGAAGGUGCAUUCUGCUUGAGAUCACAUCAAAAUGGAGUUAUACGUUACAACUGUGCUGAUUCUUUAGAUAGAACCAAUGCUGCUAGUUAUUUUGGAUCGCUUCAAGUAUUCAUAGAGCAAUGUAGACGCCUAAUGAUCUCGCUAGAUAGUGAUCUCGCAUUUGGUUAUCAGUCUGCUAAUAAUUAUGGUGGAUAUACUGCUCCACUGCCACCUGGCUGGGAGAAGCGGUCUGAUGCAGUAACCGGGAAGACAUAUUUUAUUGAUCACAACACUCGAACCACAACAUGGAAUCAUCCAUGUCCAGAUAAACCAUGGAAGAGGUUUGAUAUGACAUUUGAGGAUUUUAAGAGAUCAACAAUUUUGUCACCAGUAUCUCAACUGGCUGAUCUUUUCCUGCUUGCUGGUGAUAUUCAUGCGACAUUGUAUACUGGUUCUAAAGCUAUGCACAGCCAAAUUCUAAGCAUCUUCAAUGAGGAAGCCGGAAAAUUUAAGCAGUUUUCUGUCGCUCAAAAUAUGAAAAUCACUUUGCAGAGGAGAUAUAAAAAUGCAGUUGUAGAUAGUUCUCGUCAGAAGCAGUUAGAGAUGUUUCUGGGAUUGAGGCUCUUCAGGCAUCUUCCAUCAGUUCCACUUCAACCUUUACAUGUACCAUCUCGGGCAUCUUGCUUACUUAAGCCAGUUCCGAACAUGUUUCCAAGUUCUGAUGGUGGAGCCAGUCUUCUUAGUUUCAAGCGAAAAGACCUUAUCUGGGUGUGUCCACAGUCCACAGAUGUCGUUGAACUCUUUAUCUAUCUUGGAGAGCCUUGCCAUGUCUGUCAGCUUCUUCUUACAAUUGCUCAUGGUGCUGAUGAUUCAACUUUUCCAUCAACAGUUGAUGUGCGGACCGGACGUUAUUUGGAUGGGCUUAAACUUGUUGUUGAGGGUGCUUCUAUACCUCAAUGCGCAAAUGGCACAAACAUGUUGAUACAUUUACCGGGACCAAUUAGUGCAGAGGAUAUGGCUGUCACUGGAGCAGGUGCACGCCUCCAUUCUCAGGACACCUCCAUUCUUGCUUUAUUAUAUGACUAUGAAGAAUUGGAGGGAGAGUUGGACUUUCUUACUCGAGUUGUUGCACUUACCUUCUAUCCUGUCGUGUCUGGAACAACCCCGUUAACAUUGGGUGAGGUAGAGGUUCUUGGAGUUUCUCUUCCUUGGAAAGGCAUAUUUAGUCGUGAAGGCCCAGCAUCAAGGUUGUUUGAGCUUAUGGACAAUUGUCAGACAGAACCCAAUCCUAGUAUGCCUAAUUUGGGCGUUAAUCCGUUUGGUGAUGCUGCUUUAUCUAAUGAUGAAAAACUUGCAGCACCGGUGCAACAAAAAACAUCUGCCAACUGGUUAGAUCUUUUGACAGGAGACAACAUGCUGUCAGAAUCCAUUUCUCAACCAGUAACAGAGGAUUCUGUACAUGAGGGAGGUGGCUUUCUUGACUUCGACAAAGCUGUAGUUGAACAUGCAAAUGGGGAGACCAAUUUUAAAGUAGCUUCACAAGAUAAUAUAACUUCAGAUAGUGGUGUUCAGCAGUAUAUAAAUUGUUUCAAGUUCCUUGCAGGCCCAGAUAUGGAAAGGAAACUAGGAUUCAUGGAAGCCAUGAAACUUGAAAUUGAAAGGCUUCGCCUAAAUCUUUCAGCCGCUGAGAGGGAUAGAGCUUUACUUUCGGUUGGCAUUGAUCAUGCUACUAUAAAUCCAAAUGUACUGCUUGAUGAAUCUUACACAGGGAGAUUAUGCAGGGUUGCAAACACUCUGGCCUUGCUUGGGCAGGCUUCAGUUGAAGACAAAAUUACUGCUGCAAUUGGUCUGGAGUCUACUGAUGGGAGUGCUAUAGAUUUUUGGAAUAUUCCUGGGAUUGGGGAUAGUUGUUCUGGUGGCAUGUGUCAGGUUCAUGCUGAAACUAGGGCAGCUGGAUAUGCAUCCUCUACCUUGUCGCCUUCAGCAGCUUCACAAUCCAUCUUUUUGUGUUCUCAAUGUGGGAGGAAGGUUUGCAACAUUUGUGCUUCUGGGAGAGGAUCUCUUCUGCUAGCAAGCUACAACUCGAGGGAGGCAUCAAAUUAUAAUGGUGUAUUGAGCCAGGGUGGAUCAAGCCAUGGCAGCCCCGCAGAUCUACCUUCAAAUCGUUCAAUGACCCUGGACGGGGUUAUUUGUAAGCAAUGCUGCAAUGAAACUGUGCUUGAUGCAUUAACCUUGGACUAUGUAAGGGUUCUAGUGAGUCUGCGAAGAAGUGCACGUGCAGACAAUGCUGUACAGAAAGCUUUGGGCCAUGUCAUUGGCUUUCCUUCUAAAAGAAAUUGGUCUUCUGGUAGGAAGGAAAGUGUUGAAGUCUCAAGACAACUACUUAAUGGAGAUGAAUCACUUGCAGAAUUUCCAUUCGCCAGCUUUUUGCACUCAGUUGAAACGGCACCAGGUUCAGCACCAUUCUUGUCAUUGCUUGCACCACUUGAUUUUGGAUCGCAACAUUCCUACUGGAAAGCUCCUCAUAAUACCUCCUCUGUUGAAUUUGUUGUUGUUCUUGGUGAUCUUUCUGAUGUAUCAGGGGUGGUCCUACUUGUUAGUCCCUGUGGCUAUUCAAUGUCUGAUGCUCCUAGCGUGCAAAUUUGGGCCAGCAAUAAGAUACACAAGGAAGAAAGAUCGUGCAUGGGAAAAUGGGAAGUUCGAUCCCUAAUCACCUCUUCCUCAGAACUGUGUGGACCAGCAAAUUCGAGUACAGGAGAUGAAGUUCCUAGGAAUGUUAAAUUUGCCUUCCGAAAUCCUGUUCGAUGCCGGAUCAUUUGGAUAACUCUACGUCUUCAAAGAGUUGGUUCAAGUUCCGUAAAUUUGGGGAACGACUUUAAUCUUUUGUCCCUUGAUGAAAACCCUUUUUCUCAACUUGAUCGACGUGCCUCUUUUGGAGGGAUGAUUGAAAGUGAGCCAUGUCUUCAUGCAAAAAGAAUUCUAGUAGUUGGAAGCCCAGUGAGAAAAGAUACUGGGCUUACAUCACCUCAGGGCUCUGAUCAGAUAAAUAUACGAAGCUGGUUGGAAAAAGGUCCACAGUUGAAUAGAUUCAAGGUUCCAAUAGAGGCUGAGAGGUUAAUCGGCAAUGAUCUCGUUUUGGAACAGUAUCUACUACCAGCUUCACCUCAGCUGGCGGGAUUCCGUCUUGAUGGCUUCAGUGCAAUACGGCCUCGAGUUACCCACUCGCCUUCUUCAGAUGUAAAUAUAUGUGAUACGUCGUCAACAUUUUUAGAAGAUAGACAUAUAUCUCCAGCUGUACUGCAUAUCCAAGUAUCUGUUUUCCAGGAGCCUCAUAAUAUGGUAACUGUUGCUGAAUAUCGUUUGCCAGAGGUUAAACCUGGGACAGCUAUGUAUUUUGAUUUUCCUAGACGAAUACAAACCCGCCGAAUCACAUUCAGACUUCUUGGAGACGUCUCUGCAUUCACAGAUGACCCGGCAGAACAGGAAGAUUCCGAUUCCAGGGCACUACCCUUGGCUGCUGGUUUGUCUUUAUCAAAUAGAGUCAAGUUGUAUUAUUAUGGUGAUCCUUACGAACUCGGAAAAUGGGCCAGCCUUUCUGCUGUUUGAUUGUAUUGUUUGCACGAAGAAAGGAGGGUUGUAGUAUUUUGUCAUAUUCCAAUUCUUUUUUGUAAUGGUAGAUGCCUGUAAUUGUGUUAAUAUCAUUCAAGUGGAAUAAUAGUGGUGCUGGAGAAAAACCAAUAUAGGGUUUCUGUUUUUCCAAAAGAAAAGAUAUACUGUAUGAGCAUUUGGUAGGACGCAAUUGUAAUUGAAACCAGAUUCCUUGGUGGCUUGUCUUUGGUUUUGUAAGUACACUGUUUGCUAGUUAUGUCUUGGGCAGCUCUUCGGCUUUUUCUUC
Messenger RNA from Rhododendron vialii, 5433 nucleotides. Its product is annotated as probable phosphoinositide phosphatase SAC9. Gene Ontology annotation, molecular function: protein binding; phosphatase activity. Lineage: Eukaryota; Viridiplantae; Streptophyta; Magnoliopsida; Ericales; Ericaceae. The transcript is spliced from 14 exons. Bases 246 to 5144 code for a protein of 1632 amino acids. The record is from RefSeq and is a predicted model, not a curated record.